Odocoileus virginianus texanus is the source of this 954-nucleotide messenger RNA. RefSeq names its product olfactory receptor-like protein OLF3. The record is from RefSeq and is a predicted model, not a curated record. Gene Ontology annotation, molecular function: olfactory receptor activity; G protein-coupled receptor activity. NCBI's taxonomy places the organism in Eukaryota, Metazoa, Chordata, Mammalia, Artiodactyla, Cervidae. Gene Ontology annotation, cellular component: plasma membrane. Gene Ontology annotation, biological process: G protein-coupled receptor signaling pathway; detection of chemical stimulus involved in sensory perception of smell.
AUGGGAGCAGAUAACCAGACUUGGGCGAGAGAAUUCGUUCUCCUCGGCCUGUCCAGUGACUGGGACACUCAGGUGGCCCUCUUCGCGCUGUUCUCAGUCGCUUACCUGCUGACCCUGCUGGGGAACGUCCUCAUCGUCCUUCUGAUCAGACUGGACGGCCGACUCCACACUCCCAUGUAUUUCUUCCUCAGCAACCUCUCCCUCGUGGAUGUCUCCUACGCCACGAGCAUCGUUCCUCAGAUGCUGGCGCACUUCCUCGCGGAACAUAAAGGGAUCCCCUACGUGAGCUGUGCGGCUCAGUUAUUCUUCUCCCUGGGCCUGGGGGGGACUGAGUUCGUCCUCCUGGCCGUGAUGGCCUAUGACCGCUAUGUGGCUGUGUGCGACCCCCUGAGAUACCCGGUCAUCAUGCACGGAGGGCUCUGUGCUAGGCUGGCCGUCACAUCCUGGCUCAGUGGCUCUGUCAACUCGCUCGUGCAGACCACCAUCACCUUUCAGUUGCCCAUGUGCACGAACAAGUAUAUUGAUCACAUAUCCUGUGAACUCUUAGCUGUGGUCAGGCUGGCCUGCGUGGACACCUCCUCCAAUGAGGUGGCCAUCAUGGUUUCUAGUAUUGUGUUGCUGAUGACACCUUUCUGCCUGGUUCUCUUGUCCUACAUCAGGAUCAUCUCCACCAUCCUAAAGAUCCAGUCCAUAGAGGGGAGAAAGAAGGCCUUCCAUACUUGUGCCUCUCACCUGACAGUGGUUGUCCUGUGCUAUGGUAUGGCCAUUUUCACUUACAUCCAGCCCAAUUCCAGUCUUUCUGUGCUUCAGGAGAAGUUGAUCUCUCUCUUCUAUGCCAUUUUGACACCCAUGCUGAACCCAAUGAUUUACAGUCUAAGGAAUAAGGAAGUGAAGGGGGCCUGGCAGAAACUACUCGGGCAAUUAUCUGGAUUAACAUUGAAACUAGCAGCUUGA